This is a messenger RNA of Xenopus laevis (African clawed frog), 944 nucleotides long. It is a transcript of the gene pebp4.L, whose product is annotated as phosphatidylethanolamine binding protein 4 L homeolog. The record is from RefSeq and is marked provisional. NCBI's taxonomy places the organism in Eukaryota, Metazoa, Chordata, Amphibia, Anura, Pipidae.
AGGAUUUCUGAUCCUGAAAGUCUGCACUGUCAGGGAAAUAUGAGGACUGUUUGCCGAGAGGCAUGUGGCCGGCACUGAUAAGACUGUGGGCAUUGGCUGAGAACUGCAGAAAGAGAAGUUUUCAUAAAGUGCAGGAUCGAGAUGGCCAGGCUGUGGUUCCUACUCUUGGGUAUCCUGUCUCUGACCGCUCAUUUCAAUACACUACAGGCUGAAGAAUGUUCCAUAAGGAAACUCUUCAAUGGCGAGGAUGAAAAAUUCUGCAGUAAAGGUUUAGAUAUUAUAUAUUCAGAUAUUGGCCUAGUGUCCUGCAUCUAUAUCCCCAACUGCUUUGACUUUUCUUGGAGCCUCUCCAAAGUGUGGGAACAUCCUUUAGUCAGAUACUCCAAAGCCCAACCGGGAGUAAAAUACGUCCUGAUUAUGGUAGAUUCAGAUGCACCGUCCCGAUGGGACCCCAAAUACAGAUACUGGAGGCACUGGCUGCUUACUGAUAUACCGGGCUGGCAGCUUAUUUCUGGACAAGAUUUAACUGGAAUUGAUAUAUCAGCCUAUCAUAGGCCAAGUCCACCACCAGGGACCGGCUACCACCGAUACCAGUUCUACCUCUAUGAGCAGCCUAUUGGGAUACAGCCAUACCUCCUCCCUGAGGAAUCUCGCAGAAGCACCUGGGAUUUCGAAGCCUUUGUUGCACGCACCAAACUAGGAAAGCCCUUGGCCACCACCCAGUUCAUGGCUAUGAGUCACAUUCAGUAAAAUGCAGUGACUCUGACCUUCCUCUAAUAUUGUGCAGUUGUGUUUUAGUCAUACCAAUUAUUACAGUCAAAUGUGUUUUUAGGCUACACUACAUAAAGAGAUAUUGGCACAAAUGAAAUGCUUAUGUAAUGAAAUGUAGUUACAUAUUUAUAGGUACUUAGAUAUUAAAUAAGUAAAAAGCAUUUGCUUAAAGG